Messenger RNA from Mytilus californianus (California mussel), 3581 nucleotides. RefSeq names its product transcription factor ETV6-like. Gene Ontology annotation, molecular function: DNA-binding transcription factor activity, RNA polymerase II-specific; sequence-specific DNA binding. The record is from RefSeq and is a predicted model, not a curated record. The transcript is spliced from 13 exons. The coding region runs from base 486 to 2318 and encodes 610 amino acids. Gene Ontology annotation, cellular component: nucleus. Gene Ontology annotation, biological process: regulation of transcription by RNA polymerase II; cell differentiation. Lineage: Eukaryota; Metazoa; Mollusca; Bivalvia; Mytilida; Mytilidae.
UUUAAAUGUUACAGUACUUUUGCACCUACCUACUUUAGUAGUUAGAAAUCUAAAGUCACAAUUUCCAGGAAGUUUAUGGGUGUGAUAUGUUAGAUUUAUGUAAUUUUUUAUACUUCAGUAUGUUCAAGGUCUUUCUCGGAAGUAAUCGGAAGUAGUAAUUCAUGUCAGCUGCACGGUGGACUGCUUAAUGAAGAUCAAGUACUAUAACCACUGAACGGCAAAUGUGGAAAUCGGCAAUUGCUAACUUGAUCUUGGCUUUGUCAUCAGUUAUAGCGUUAACAUUUGGAAAUCGUUAUAGAAAAGCAAAAGUGAAAAACGUCGAUAUCGAAAUUGACAUCUAUUGCCCACCAGCGGGAAAUUUAGACUGCUACUGGAAAAAGAGGACUUAUCAAUAAAGAAAUUGUACACAGAACCCUUGUCUGGUCCUCAAAUACAGUAUUAUCUAUAUCACUGGAAAAUUACAUGUACCAGCAAUAACGAGUGUAAUGUUCAAUAUAUGGCCGAGCACAAUUUAUCAACCUCCACAACUGUCCUGCAACACACAACAAACUGUUCUCCCAGCAAGUCUUGCCAAACAUCCCCAGCAAUGGACAAAACAUGAAGUAGGUGUAUGGCUCAAAUGGUGUUCCGACGAAUUUUGCAUAGAGCCAAUACCACCAGACAGAAUAGACAUGAAUGGUAAAGCAUUAUGUUUGUUAAAGCGAAGUGACUUUAUGGAACGAAUACCAAAGAAUGGAGAUCUCUUAUUCAAUGCUUUACAAAAACUCAUUCAGAAUAAAGUUAGUUUAAACAGUCCGAUGUCUUCAAUGUGCAGUGGUGGAGCUACUGUUCCUAUGAGUCCGUUUCAUAUCAAAACUGAACCCAUAUCCCCGUUGUUGCAUCCUUUAGUUUUUACGUCAGCUAAUACUCAAACGACAUCUAUGCACGCCCCAAGCAUACCACGUCCAUGUGUUCCAAUAUUACCUCGUACACAGUCAACGAUUCUCCCGCCAACCUGUAGUAAUCCUGUGAAUUCAAACAAGUCGUUCAGCAAUACAGUGUCAACAGUACCAGGAAUAUUGAGUCCAGCUUCAAGUAAUGUUGAUACUGAGAGUGCUUCAAGUGAUGGUGGAUCUGUUUCAGAUCCAGAAGCACAAGAAAACGACAGUCGUCCAACAGAGCCGACUAAUGAACGGUUUCUACCUACCACCAUUAAAACUGAAAUACAACAUUCCAUACAGUCAGCAUUCCAAGCUGUUAAUAAUAGCACAAGACCAGAAUCGGGCACUGAGUGUCGCUUACUGUGGGAGUUCAUUCAUCAGUUACUGCAAAAUCCCAUGUUCAGUCAGUUAGUUUGUUGGGAAAGUGAAAAGGAACUGAUAUUUAGAAUCAACAACCCUACAGGACUAGCUCAUAUGUGGGGGAAACAAAAAAAUAGGACAAAUAUGACGUACGAGAAAUUAUCAAGGGCUCUGAGAUAUUAUUACAGGAUGAAUAUUAUCAAGAAAGUAUCUGGGAAACGCCUUACUUAUAAAUUUAUGCAACAACCAUCAACGAUACAAAAAGGUCAACGAGGUGCUAAACCACAUAACAAGUGUGAUAUUCCUUUAUUUCCGUCAUCAAAUAGAUUCCAGUAUUCGGGUCUAAAAGAUGAGCCGUCAGAAGAUAAAAUACAACAAAAACCGCCUCCCCUUAGUCCUGCGCUAAAUGAGGGUCAUCAUGAAUUGGAAAAUCACAGACAUCUAAAGAGACAUAGUCCAACAGAAAAUUCAAAGCCUUCUGGUAGAAAUUCUACCAAAUAUUUGCAAUCAAAAACUCUUGAUAUUGAAAACUAUGAACAUACUGCUUAUCAGUUAGGAAAUGGAGACAUGUCAAAUUCAAAUUUUAAACAAUUAUCACCAAACUUUCAUAUUCCAUCCACCUCAUAUGAGAAAAGUAAGGCAUCGAAACUACCACCGCUUAUGGUCAGGGCAAAUGUGACUAACGAUGUUAAAUAUUCUCCUGAUGUAAAACUCAAUUUGGGUGUAUAUGGAAUGCACAGUCCUUUAAGCUUUCAUCAAAACAAUAAACAUCACGUAAUUAAUGAUUCUUUAAAGCAACAAUACUAUGAGGGAAUGGCUUCCCCAAAUUUUUCGAUAAGUCAAUUUAACGAUGACCCCCAGGACGAACCAGAAGACCUGUCCUUUGCACCAAAGAAACAACGACUCAACUCGGAAUCAAAUUCCGGCAAAAUGUCUCCUUCAGAUGAAGAAAAACAACAAGUUUCUAAAGACGAAGAGAACAAUAUAUUACCAUUGUUGAUUAAUUAUAAAAAGACUGCUAUCAGCACGAACAGCUGACCCUAUAAUUAGUUGGGGGUUUUCGUACUUUUUUAAAUACUUUUUGUAAAAUCAUUGUUUUAUAUAUUAUUCUAGCUGUGAUAAACACGAGAAAUAUUUGGUGCAGUACAAUAUACUAUAUGAAAUGCAUUGAACAUAAGUGAUCUUGUAAUACUGAAAUAUUUAAACAUCAGAACAUUUUAUACAAAUGUACCUUAUUCCACUCCAUUUAACUUGUCUUGUAUAUGCAUGAAAUAUUAACCACUGAGAUGGAUGGACGGAUGGAUGAAUGGUUAACGUCCAGUGGCAAAUUAAAUGUAUAUUCAGGACGAGAAUAGGUUAAUGCCAUAUGCAUAUGAACUCUGAUUUGUACCACUGGGCGGUUAUCCGACAACAACCAACCGUCCACCAUUUAGUAAUGUUCAAUAAGUAAGCUCAGAGGCGGAUUUAGGGGGUGGGGCAUAUGCUUGGAGCUACAUAUAUGGUUACUGCAGAGACUUUCCACAUGUCCAACUCCAAACGUUGCCUAGUUUGGGGACCCCGGGCACCCCCUUUUUCAAAAUCUUAGAUCCGCAUCUGCAGUCUUAUUGACUAUAAAUUUAUAUUAAAUCAAAGAAAAUUUGCAAAGCGGUUAAAAUUCUUUACUCUUUCGGGAUUAUGAAAAUCUUAUAUUUUAACAUUAUACAGAAUCUUUAGUAAUUAAUUUCAAAAACCAAUAUUUCUCGUGUUGCUUUAGUUAAUGCAAUCUUAUAAUGGUCGUAGUUUUGUACCUUUUUUAUAUCUAUAAAGGUAUGAGCUAGAUGUUCUAAACGCUUACGCCUUAUUGUGGUUGUGCUAGUUAUCAAAUUCCAUGCAAUGCAGAUAUUCGGUAUUUAUGUAUGCUUUCACUUCUAUAACAAACCUUUCAUUAUACACCCAAAUAAGCAUUUUUAUGAUGUAGAUAUAUAUAUUUAUUUGUCAAUACAUUAUAAAGAAUUCAAUAUACCACUUAUGUCGGUAAACGAUAGAAUCUGAAAAUGAAGAGGUUGCAAAAAUAUGUAAAACAGUAUUACAUAAAUAUUAGCAUUUUCCUAAUAUUUAUUUUGAUAUGAUAUAUACUAAAUAUAAUAAGUAAACCAGAUUACCAAGUACUGAUGAAUAUCUACAUAGUAUGGGAUGUUGUGACUUGAAAUGUCUUUCAUUAUAACCGUUAUGAGCUUUAUCAAAUAUACAUAUAGUGCUUUAUCAAUACUAUAUUUUGUUAUUGUGACAUGUAUAUUGUUAAUAAAAUGUCAAAGACGUAAA